Molecule: messenger RNA, 1976 nt
Organism: Fomitopsis serialis
Lineage: Eukaryota; Fungi; Basidiomycota; Agaricomycetes; Polyporales; Fomitopsidaceae
Product: cytochrome P450 monooxygenase
Exons: 13
Coding region: 243-1796 (517 amino acids)
Molecular function (GO): monooxygenase activity; oxidoreductase activity, acting on paired donors, with incorporation or reduction of molecular oxygen; iron ion binding
Source: RefSeq, a predicted model, not a curated record
CGCAGCUCUUCCUGUCAGCCCUCAGAUGCCUUCAAUGGUGUUUACUUCCAUUUUGUCUCGUUGGACCCUAGACACGUCCAGUGUCAUCGUACACGAGGUGUCCUUCGGGUUCGGCCCCAGCUGGCCAUCGCCUGGAGCCGUCAAGUUCUCAAAAGCGAUGCGAACCCCACGUAUAAGGGCGAGGCUAGUAUGCGGCCGAGUCACGUCUUCCAAGGUGUAUCUCCAGCUUCAUUGCAUCAGACAUGCUGCUCACAUCGCCUGCGUCGGUUGCAAGCUUUCUUGCAGCGGCGCUCAUGCUCUGUCUUCUCUACAUCUCUCAGGCUAGUAAAUGUUCCCGCUUAGCUCGGCUCCCACCUGGACCACGAUCUCUUCCACUGCUUCGCAAUGUCCACCAGUUUCCUAAGAACCUCCAAUACCAUUUAUUUGCGAAGUGGGGUCAGAAAUACGGCGAUAUCGUAUUCAUGAAGGUCCUGCAACAACCCACUCUAGUCAUUAAUUCCCUGCACGCCGCAAAUGAGCUGUUGACAUCGCGGGGGGCGAAAUACUCGGACAGGUCUUCAUCCCGUUUGUUGACGAUGAUGGGACUUGACAUCAUGACUCCUUUUCUCGGUUAUGGAGAACGGUGGCGCCUGCAUCGAAGACUGAUGCAGGCAAGCUUUGGCGACCAAGCUGCGUUGGCUCGUCUUCGUCCUGUCCAGCAGAGGGAGACAAUAGCACUGCUGCUACGUCUUGCGCAAGAACCGGAUGCCUUUGCAUGCCAUAUCAAACGCUUCGCGGCUGCGUUGAUCAUGGGUUCCACUUACGGAAAACCCUAUGAUGAGGACUUUUUAAGCUCUGGCGAGGCUAUCGUGCAGAUGCUUGUUGAUGUAGCAGGCACACCCACCGCAGCCUUGGUGGACAAUCUUCCGUUCUCGACGUAUGUACCCUCAUGGAUACUCGGUAUUCUCUUCGGAUCGGGGCUUUUGGAGACACGAUCAGUACUGGAGCGCGUGAUGAAUUCAUCUUUUGAAGACGCCAAAGCAGCGAUGAAUUCUGGAACAGCAACAGACUCAUUCAUUACACAUAUAAUGGACGCGAGUGCGUCGAAGCUACAUCAACUGGGCGAUGAUGAAGAUGUAAAAAAGAUUGCCUUCAUAGUGUUUCUCGCUGGCUUCGGGGCUCUGACAAUCCCCGUCAACACAUUCCUCGUCACCAUGGCCCUUCAUGAGGACGUGUUCGCGAAGGCACAACAAAACAUCGACGAGGUUGUAGGCACUGAGCGUCUUCCUGAUCUCAGUGACAGAGAUUCGCUGCCAUAUGUGGACGCGAUUCUCUGGGAAGUCUACCGUAUCAACCCGCCGUUGCGCCUCAGCGUUCCGCGACGUGUGAUGGAAGAGGACGAAUAUUGUGGAUAUCGCGUCCCGAAGGGAACAUUAGUGCUCCCUAAUAUCUGGCAAAUGGCUCACGACGCCAAUCACUACACGGAUCCCGAUACUUUCAACCCAGACAGAUUUAUAGAUCCGGCCACCGGAAAGCACGCAGGGCUGGACCCUCGAGAGUACAUCUUCUCGUUCGGACGACGUGCGUGCCCUGGCCAACGCUUCAGUGACGACAGCCUGUGGCUGGUGACAGCGAGUAUCAUCGCCACGUUCAACGUGAAGAAGGCUCUGGACGCGGAGGGCAGAGAGAUAAUGCCUUCUUUGACCGUCAAAUUGCCGGGCUUGACUGGCCAUCUGGAGAAGUUUGAGUGUUCGAUCCAACCUCGCUCUCAACGGGCUCUUGAAUUGAUUGCGGAGAGUUCGAUGAGGUCACACUAGCCUCGAUGAUGAUAGCUUUUGGGAAGAGGGGACUCACGGACCAGGAGACUUAGAUGUGGUGGUGUAAGAAUAAAUCUCACUCUCAUAGCACGACAAUACCUCAUCCGCAUGCUACAUCGGUGCGACAUACCGAGAUAAUGUACCGUCCUGCAGAAAACACUUCGGCGCGUGUUGGUUUCC